Molecule: messenger RNA, 962 nt
Organism: Cinclus cinclus
Lineage: Eukaryota; Metazoa; Chordata; Aves; Passeriformes; Cinclidae
Gene: TMEM101
Product: transmembrane protein 101
Exons: 4
Coding region: 71-844 (257 amino acids)
Biological process (GO): positive regulation of canonical NF-kappaB signal transduction
Source: RefSeq, a predicted model, not a curated record
CGCUGGGCGGUGCUGAUUGGUCCUCGAGGCGGCACUUCCGGCGCGGCACUUCCGGCGGGACGGCCCGGUAAUGGCGGCGGGCCGCGGGUGGAGGCGGCGGGCGCUGCGCCUGCUCACAGCGGGCGGCGGCGUCCUGCUCACCCGCUUCCCGUUUUGGCACUGCUUCAGCGGGCUCCUGCUCUGCGCGGAGCGCGCCGACCUGCGCCGGAAGCCGGACAUCCCGGUGCCCUACCUGUACGUGGACAUGGGCGUGGCCGUGCUCUGUGCCAGCUUCAUGUCCUUCGGGGUCAAACGGCGCUGGUUCGCCCUGGGGGCCGCGCUGCAGCUGGCGGUGGCCACCUACGCCGCCCACGUCGGUGGCCACGUCCACUACGGCGACUGGCUCAAGGUGCGGAUGUACUCGCGCACCAUCGCCAUCAUCGGCGGCUUCCUGAUCCUGGCCAGUGGUGCCGGAGAGCUCUACCGGCAGAAACCGCGCAGCCGCUCGCUGCAGUCCACGGGCCAGGUGUUCCUGGGCAUCUACCUCAUCUGCCAGGCCUACUCCCUGCAGCACAGCACUGAGGACCGCCUGGCCUACCUGGACCACCUGCUGGGGGGUGAGCUGGCCCUGCAGCUGCUCUUCCUGCUCUACGGGCUGCUGGCCCUGGCCUUCCUAUCGGGCUACUACGUGCGGACAGCGGCGCAGGUGCUGGCAGUGCUGCUGCCCCUGGCCAUCCUGCUCAUCGAUGGCAACCUGGGCUACUGGCACGCGCUGCGCCGCGUCGAGUUCUGGAACCAGAUGAAGCUCAUCGGCCAAAACGUCGGCAUCUUUGGGGCUGUGGUCAUCCUGGCCACCGACGGAUGAGGGGAUAAAAGGGGUGGGAGGGUUUUUUUAAGGAGCGCUGCUAUUUAUUGGUUGAUUUUUUUUUUGUGUUGUUUGUAAAUAUUUGAUAAUUUUGGCAGAGGACAGGUGGGGGGUCCUG